AUGGCGCCAGACCGAGACCGGGAGCUUCAAAUAGAAGGCUCCGUGAAUUUGGAGUUUUUCAACAAUGGGACUGCCCCUGUCGGUGGAGCAACAGGGGGUUCAAAGGAAGAUCCCACCGUGCAAGGUGGCGUAGAGCCUGAGGACGGUAUAGACUUUGAUGAGGAGGAGGCCGAGGGUUCCGCGUUAGGCCCCGAGACUUUGCAUAUCUCGGCGAAUGGUGGCAGAGAUGCUUCAGGCGUGGUCGCCGGUUGUAACGCCAGCCUUGCCUCACAACCGGGUGCCAUUAAUCCCACCCUCGCGAACAGGGAACCACAUCCUGCCACUGGGAAAAUAUCAGCUAGACGCAAAGAAGCUACUCUGCGGUACGAGCAAACUGUGAGGCUCGACAUUGAGAGUUUGCGAUCAAGGGUCCCCCAUCUGGUACGAACCCAAGGCGCCCAGUUACCAGCCGUCAGCCUAUCCAAUGAUGACGCAAGUGCGGAAAUUCAGGAUGCGGAAAGAAAGCUCUCUCUCGCGAUCUCAAAGGGGGACUUCAACAGAAUGAAAAUCAUUGGUCAGUUCAAUCUUGGAUUUAUCCUAGUUUCCCGGCCUGCGGGCCAGCAUGAUGGCCCCGUCGUUAGCCAUACACCGCAGAGGCGUGACGAGCUGUUCAUUGUCGAUCAGCAUGCAUCAGACGAAAAAUAUAACUUUGAGCGGCUCCAGGCUUCGACCGUGGUUGACUCUCAACGCUUGGUGAAUCCUAAGUCUCUCGAGCUGACGGCACUAGAGGAAGAGGUCUUACUCGAUAAUCUUCCUGUGUUCGAAGCCAAUGGUUUCAAAGUCGCAGUCGAUAUCUCGGGAGAUUCUCCUGUUGGUGCAAGGUGCCAGCUUCUUGCCUUGCCCCUUAGCAAAGAGACAGUCUUUACAGUGGCUGAUCUCGAAGAGUUGAUCUCCUCCUUGCAGAUAGCCCUUCGAGCUCGGAAGGCAGAUCCAUGGUGA
Messenger RNA from Parascedosporium putredinis, 978 nucleotides. Lineage: Eukaryota; Fungi; Ascomycota; Sordariomycetes; Microascales; Microascaceae. The record is from the annotation of a GenBank genome assembly.